Molecule: messenger RNA, 846 nt
Organism: Protobothrops mucrosquamatus (brown spotted pit viper)
Lineage: Eukaryota; Metazoa; Chordata; Lepidosauria; Squamata; Viperidae
Gene: LAMP5
Product: lysosomal associated membrane protein family member 5
Exons: 6
Coding region: 1-846 (281 amino acids)
Cellular component (GO): membrane
Source: RefSeq, a predicted model, not a curated record
AUGGAGCGGAGAAGGUGCGAAACCACGGGAGCCAUCCCGCGAUUGCAGGGACUCCUUUUGCUUUUCCAUGCACUAGCUGGUGGGCUGGCAGAACAAGAAGUGGAAAACCUUUCGGGGUUAUCUCCAAAUCCCGAAAAGGCUAUUUUUGUAGUUCGGGAAAACGGAACCACCUGCCUCAUGGCGGAAUUCGCGGCGAAAUUAGUCGUUCCCUACGAGAUCUGGGCCAGCAAUUUUGUUGAUAUGAUCACCGAGCAAGCCUACAUCCAGCUUUCCCGCGGAGCCGAGGAGCGAGGCAAAUGCAGCAGCAACGAAUCCGAGCUCCACAUUUCGUGGCUCAACCGAGCUUACACCCUCAGCCUUUAUUUCGUCAAGGAGACUCGCAACACAAGUUCUGGCCCCGAGGCCUGGUGGAAAAUGAGCAAAGUCCAGUUCGUUUACGACAGCAGCGAGAGCACCUACUUCAAAGGCGCGGUGAACCCGGGGAAACACACAGUCACAACACGUCACCUCUCUGCUUUAGUCACCCCAGCUGGGAAAUCUUACGAAUGUCAAGCGCAGCAGACAAUCACCUUAAACUCCGGUGACCACCAAAAAUCAGUUGUUCUCUUGCUGUCAGAGGUCCGCCUGCAGCCCUUUGACAUCAGCUCUGAUUUUGUUUUCAGUGAAGAACAUAAAUGUCCAGUGGAUCAAAGAGAACAAUUAGAAGAAACGCUUCCUCUCAUAUUGGGCUUGAUCUUGGGCUUGGUGAUUGUGGUAACCCUUGGUGUUUAUCACAUCCAUCUCAAAAUGACAGCCAACCAAGUCCAAAUUCCACGAGACAGAUCCGAAUAUAAACAUAUGGGAUAG